GUCGUGAAGAAAGCUUUUUCCAUGAUUACACAUGCAACUAAUAAUAGUAUCUAUGAUUUUGCAAGAUAUCAUGUUAUUUAUAACAUUUAAGAUACAGUGUACUUAUUGACAAAUCGAAUUUAUUUGAAAUCUAAGAAUAACUCGUAACUGUAUGCAAACAAUACACAAUUGUGAAUGUCGUUACGCUGUGGAAUUCCAUUUUGACAUUGUGUCACCGAUAUUGUAAAUAUAUUGCAUAUGUCUUCAAUGAUUUUCAAGACCUAAGAUAGUUAUCCAGGUGAUACAGAAGGAUGUAAAUAGUUGAUCUACUCUUUUUUUUUUCUUUUCGCUAUCUUCGAUGUGAUAAAGUAAGCAUGUACAUUGUAAAUAUGUAAUCAUGUCAACUGUUUUGACGGAGAUAAGAUGAAGAACAGAGAAAAUAAGACUGGAGAUAAUUGAAUGUUUUUAAUACGAAUGAGACAUAAUGGCUGGGUUGGACCAGUUUGAGUUCAUAAGGCAGAUUGGGAAGGGUAGUUAUGGCGAAGUCACACUUCAGAGACAUAAGAAGGACAGAAAACAGUAUGUGUUAAAGAGAAUUAACUUAAAGAAAGCGUCCAAGCGUGAGCAACAUGCGGCGGAACAGGAAGCUAAGCUCUUAUCCAAACUAAAGCAUCCCAACAUUGUCACCUAUAAGGAUUCCUUCCAAGGGAAAGAUGGCUACCUCCACAUUGCAAUGCAGUUUUGUGAGGGUGGGGAUCUGUACACCAAACUGAAGGAGCAGAAAGGGGUGCCUCUCGAGGAACGACAGGUGGUGGAGUGGUUUGUGCAGAUAGCUAUGGCACUGCAGUACAUGCAUGAAAGAAACAUUUUGCACAGAGAUUUAAAGACCCAAAAUAUAUUUUUAACUAAAAGUAAAAUAAUUAAAGUGGGAGACUUGGGAAUUGCACGAGUACUGGAGUCGUCCAGUGACAUGGCCACCACACUGAUAGGGACACCCUACUACAUGAGUCCUGAGCUCUUCUCCAACAAACCAUACAACCACAAGUCUGAUGUGUGGGCAUUAGGAUGCUGUGUUUAUGAAAUGGCAACCCUAAAGCAUGCUUUUAAUGCGAAAGACAUGAACUCCUUGGUGUACAAGAUUUUGAAAGGAAAGAUGCCUCUGAUGCCCAAACAGUACAGCCCCGAACUGAUUCAGAUCAUAAAGAACAUGCUGCACCAGGAACCAGAGAAACGACCCUCAGUCAAUCGCAUUCUCAGGGACCCUUAUAUCAAAAAGAACAUCUCAAUAUUUUUAGAAGAAACCAAGAAAAGCCGUCCAUCCAGUGCUAGUCGUCCUGGGACAGCCCAACGACUUCGACCUAAAACUGCCCCCUCUAACCGUCCCCCAGCCCCCCUCCCCUCCAGUGAGGGCUCUAAUGUAAACAACAACUCGGCCAGUAAGAUGAAGGUUCAUGUUCCCGAACCAGAUGGAGCUGAUAGCACAGACAGUGCACAGUCAGUUCCUCAGCCAGCCAUUUUGCGGAAGAAAGGCCACGCACGUAAACCUUCCGACGGAGCCAAGCAGGAUCUGUUCCCCAUCGUAGAGGAUAAAGUGAUCAGUGACAACCACCACAGGAACCUGGAGUCAUCCACCAGCUCCGAGGACACGGUCAAGGCCAACACUGCCAAGGAGAAGUCGGAGUCUCAGUCUCCUCCAAGGAAGUAUGACAGGGACUCAGCAGGAGGAAGGAACUCCCCCAAAAAGAAAAAGAACGUGUUGAGGAGGCCGGCUCGGGACAGCGACACAGACUCGCUUCACAGUGUGAGAUCUGAACCAAAUCUCAGUGCUCGAUCAGACUCGAGCUCAUCUUCAAGUUCUUAUGCCAAAAAUGAUGUGUUUAGAAAAGACACACUAGAAGGCAGUGGUGAAUCGGUAAGCCAUGGAAGACCAAAGCCAGUCAGUAACCCCCGACCCCUGCCUACGCCCCCCAAGGUCAGUGAAAGCGCAGGAAUCCCGGUGAGGCGACCUAGUUAUGAGGACAAGCUGGUGGAAAACAACAAGUCGUCCAGCACUUCUAGCUCUAAAGACGAGUCAUGUGACAUGGAAACGCCCAGGGAACCAAAUCUUUCUGCACGGCAGAGACGACGAGAGAAAAACCCUGCAGGAUCAUCCCUAGAGAGACCUAACUCUGCUCGCAUUCAUCUGAAGGCCCCAUCUCGUCACGAAUCUGAGCGAGUCACAAAGGCUGAGAAAAGCGUGGCUUAUCACCACUGGAACGAGUUCAAUUCUCCGCACUCAGCCAGGACGCCCAGAAAUGAGUAUUACAGUAAGCCGUACCGCGAGAAUAGUUACACCCCUCGCGGGGACGUCGAUAUCUGGGAGUCGGAAUCUUAUGGGCCUAAGAUGUCGAAAUCAAAUUCCAAGAGAGUACGGCAGCCAUCAAUCAAAGACAGCUCCAGCUCAGAGGAAGAGACGCUGAAAGAAAACGAGGAUUUCAAGAAGGAGAGAGAGAAACACAGAGAAAAUAAGGAAAUGAACAACUUUAUUUCACUUCUUGACACAACCUUGAAAAUGAACAAAGAAGAUGAUGACAAGUCUGAGGAGGAUGAUGAGGUCAAAGAGGUCAAAAGUCAUCGCCGCGUCAGUCAGCCGACCAAGCCGUCCGACGCUGACAUACACAGGAGUGCCUCACUGCCCAGUGUAGAGACAUUAUGUAAUGCUGACAGAUUGACAACCAGAAUACAAAUACUUCAUACGGACUGUGUUCGAGGAGUGGGGUUCGAAGUCCUACACAAAGCCUUUGAAAUCCUCUCAAACAUUGAAGAUGAUGAGUUAGAGGUUGCAGAGAAAGUUUUGCCACAACUAGUGGAUCUCAUGGGCAAAGACAAAUUUGACCAAUAUGCAGGGAAGAUUUGGCAGCUGAAAUUUUGUAACGAGUGUUUCGAGCAACUUCCACACUUAAGGAGCUAACAGGAAGUGAUGAUUAAGCAAGCCUAUAUGUAGCUCACUGAAAAAACUUCUUAAUUUGGUCUAGCUCAUAAUGAAAUGUAAGAAAAUGAUUGUUCAUGAAAUAGUUACCAGGUUGAAGAGUUGGACUAGUUCAUUCACAAAAAUAUCAGGAAGAUUGUCAAUAACAUUUAGUCUGUAGAAUGACCUAGCAGCGUUACAACAGUUUUUGUUCAGUCCAAUAUCACUGCUGUUCAUGAUUUGUAUGAAAGAGUUAUCUGUAAUAUCAUUGAUUUAUUGUGAUACUUUAAGAUGAGAUCUUGUCUUAUCUUAGAUUGAAUACUUACAUUGUAUUUAUAAACAUGUUUGUUUGUGAAAUAUAAAUUACAUUCUGUCUAAGAUUUAUCUAAAAGAAAUUACCAAGCUUUUGAUCUCGAAAUGUAUUAUUAUUUAAGAAUUUCUUAAUAUAAUUAUUUCAUGUUAUUUAUUAAUUUAUGGUCAUUAAUUGAUUGUCAAAAAUACUUAAAAUUUUUCUGUUUACAAUCUUAAUGUUGGGCAGUAUUCUGUUUGCUGAGCUAUUUUUACUUUGCUUCAUUAAUAUUCAUUUUUAUUUCAUGAAUAUUCAUUGGUUAUUAGUUAUGUAUGACAAAGUUGAAUAUUUUUCAGUGUUUACUUUCAUCCUGAAUCUCUUUGAUAAUACAUUUUUUUGGUCUUUAAGAAUGACAGUACCAACUUUGUAUGUGUACAUUAUAUUAUGUGAUAUACAAGUCAUUACCACUUUGUUAUUGUGUAAAAUGUAGUCCUGUAUACAGGAUUAUUUUUGCCCCUUUUAUUUUUCACCAAUCUACAGUUGCAAACAGUUUCGUGCCCCUAACCCCACCCCACUUCCCCCCUUUUGAAAAUCCCAGAUACAGAUUAGGAUUAAAACUUUUUUCUAAUUAACACAGUGAUUUGCAAAUUGUUGCUCAGUCUUAAAUACGCCCACUGAGAACAAGAACGAAAGGGGCGAAAAUAUGACGGGGCGAAUAUGUUCCCGUAUAUAAACAAUAUUUAAGACAUAAAAUAGAACCUUAAGUCUAAAUAAUUUAAAAUUUGUAUGAAAAGAAAGUUUUUUGUAGUAAAUAUCUAUAAAAUGCUUUGUGUGUGAGUGUGUGUUAAAGGUUGUCAAAACUUUUUGCAUGUAAGUAAGAGAGGUUUUACAUGUAAGGAAAUACAGCUUGCAAGGCAUAAAAUGGUUGUACAAAGUAGUUGUAAAAUUAUUUAUAGCUUUUCUCCAUGAAGCAGUAUUUAUUCAGAUAUUGUCGACAGUGUCAUGAAGUCUUAUUUAAUAAUGAUUAUUAUUAAGAAUUUAUUUUGUUGAUGGCAUUGUCUCGAUUACUUUUUUUUACCAUUAGUAUUAUGUAUAACUUAGUUCUAAUAAAUUACCGAUUCUCUCACCAG
Magallana angulata is the source of this 4345-nucleotide messenger RNA. RefSeq names its product serine/threonine-protein kinase Nek4-like. The coding region runs from base 464 to 2929 and encodes 821 amino acids. The record is from RefSeq and is a predicted model, not a curated record. The transcript is spliced from 20 exons. NCBI's taxonomy places the organism in Eukaryota, Metazoa, Mollusca, Bivalvia, Ostreida, Ostreidae. Gene Ontology annotation, biological process: protein phosphorylation. Gene Ontology annotation, molecular function: ATP binding; protein kinase activity.